GAAUGAGGCUCACGUGGCUUGAGGAGACGCAGGAGGAGUUCAGGGACCUUGAUCUCACGCAGCUGAACGUGGAUCAGGCGCUGGUCAAUAUUACGUCCAAAUUUCCCGUCCCUCUUUGGUCAUACACUGCUUCUGCUGAGUGCCAUCGGUGCCACUUCGCCAGGAAUCAGGAGAUCUUCCGCAACGACGAACUCCUGCUGGAGGUGGACACGAAGUUCCACCUGCUAUGGCGAUUUUAUAAGCGCAACCUGGGCAGAUACACGGAUAGCACCAACGCCAGUGACUUUAUCUGCCAAGUGUCACCGGACGUGGGGGAAUUCGGCGUGUAUGACAUUGUGAUCGACUCCGCGGGCAACUGCAACGUCCAUACGGCGCAUGAGCCCGUCAACAUCUACUGGCCUCUGCUGCUCUACAUGUUCAUCAUCAUCAACCUGCUGGUGAUCUUCAUGGGCGCACGCUGGGGUUACAAGAGAUUCUGCACGAAACGACCACCACCCCGUCCAGCCAGCAGCAGUUGCUCAACGGAAGCGAGGGGAAAGCGCCAUCGGCAUCGAUUGCGGAGUCUCGACACUUUUCGAGGGAUUAUCACUGUGGUAAUGAUAUUCGUAAAUAAUGGUGGGGGAUCCUAUUGGUUUAUGGAACACUCUAUCUGGAAUGGAUUAUUAGUGCCUGAUCUGAUCUUCCCGUCCUUCCUAUGGAUCAUGGGCGUGUCUAUUGCUCUUUCUGUGAACAGUCUCAUCACUCAGAAAGUAUCCAAAGCGAAUAUCUUGCUGCAGAUCCUCAAGAGAUCCAUGAUUAUGUUCUUUCUGGGAUUAUUUCUGAAUACAAUUUAUGGCGCUCAGUUCAAGACUUUAAGGAUUAUGGGGAUUCUGCAGCGUCUCGGAAUCUGCUAUUUGAUCGUGGCUUCACUGCACACAAUCUUCCGUCGAUCAGAUAUCGUUACUCCACCGAAUCCCCUGCGAGGACCAUAUCAGGAUAUGUUACUUCUGCUGCCGGAGUGGUGCAUUAUGCUAACUCUGGUCAUUCUCUAUCUAGCCGUAUCGUUCUUCUUGCCCGUGCCUGGCUGUGGAAGUGGUUAUCUCGGUCCUGGAGGUCGGCAUGAUUAUGGAAAGUUCCGUGAUUGUCCAGGAGGAGCAACAGGAUAUAUUGAUAAAUUGAUUCUCGGUGAAAAUCACAUCUCUGAGUACGCCUCCACAACAGCUGUAUACGAAUCUAAGCCCAUAGAUUCUGAGAAUCUCUUCGGAACAGUGCUGAGUGUCGUGCACGCCUUCCUGGGUGUACAGUGUGGCAUGACUCUGCUAGUGUACAACCACUGGAGGGCAAAGGUACAAAGAUGGAUGCUCUGGGGAGUUACGGCGGGCUUACUUGGAGGUCUCCUCUGUGGCUUCUCCCGAGACGAAGGCUGGAUUCCCAUCAAUCAAGUCAUGUGGUCCCUCUCGUACGUCCUCGUGACCACAUCAUUCGCCUACCUGACCUUCUCUCUUCUCUACGUCCUCGUUGACGUGCCCGUAGUGGCUAAACGGCUGGGCUGGGGCGGAGGUCCUUUCUAUUUUGUUGGCAUGAACACGAUUCUCAUCUUCAUUGGCGAUGAAAUAUGCCACAGUAUGUUACCAUUUCACUGGCGACUCGGCCGGAUGAACACGCACUUUAUGCUCCUAUUGGAGAAUGGAUGGACAACCUUCAUCUGGAUUCUCAUAGCCCUGAUCCUCUACCGCAAGAAGUGGUUCUUUAUCGUCUGACCAAAGCGUAUUAUUUUUGUUCUCAAAUUUUUAUAAAUAAAAUAGUUUUAUUGCAAAUUCUA
Molecule: messenger RNA, 1801 nt
Organism: Phlebotomus argentipes
Lineage: Eukaryota; Metazoa; Arthropoda; Insecta; Diptera; Psychodidae
Product: heparan-alpha-glucosaminide N-acetyltransferase-like
Exons: 5
Coding region: 3-1739 (578 amino acids)
Source: RefSeq, a predicted model, not a curated record